GCUGGUUGUGGUUGAUCACAUAGACUAUCUAUUUUAUGAAUAUCUAGUUUUUUAAAACUUAUUCUGUUUUCUUGAGGUUAUUCAAUAUCAGCAGCUGGGUAUCACUUAGAGAUCUGUAGUUUUUAAAGUUAUUCUUUUCUUACCUUUAACUGAAGUCGAAGAUCAAUCAUGAAAAUGUUGGUUCUCUGGAGGAAAUAGUUAUUUCAAUUCCAAUUUUAUCAGAAGUGUAACUUCAUCCAUGUGUCUACACUAUCUACGGAUGCAUAGUCACUAUCUGCUCCGUCACAAAAUGUUAGCUGAAGUAGGUUGAAGAUGGAAAAGGGUUAGAAGUGGUCAAAAUGAAACAUAGGAUCAGUCCAUGACAACUCUGACCAUUAGUGUGAGUUGUGUAGGGACAUGUUAACUUCUGGAUUAGGAUCUGCGUGAUAAUAGAAACCAGUGGUUGGGGUUCUAGAUGAUGUGGCUGGGAAUCGACGUCAGUGGUGCAAAUGUGUUUACACGUUAUCUUCAUGUUAGUCGUCAUAUUGAAUUUCAGAAUUGUUUCACUCCUCCUUGUUCUCUUUUGAUGAGUUUCAAUGACUUUUGACUAGUUUCUUCUUUAUUGCUUUAUAGUUCAUCUUGAUGGAUCUUCACUUGAUGUGUUGAUAUGAGUCGUGUCAGCUUGAACCGUUAGACUAUAAUGACACGUCCUGAUAUUAUCUUGGCUGACUGAGUUCUUUGUUGCCCACGACGUUAGUUGUAAAAGUUUUGGUGCCGAAUUGUCCAUGUAUUUCUAGUUGAAAAAAUAGAUGAGAUCAGUUUGUGUUGCACUCCAAGGACAUAAUGAGAUUAGAAAGAGCAUUUUGGAAAAGAAUGUGCUGAUCGUGUCAUGAAAGACUCUUGGUUCAUGUUCAGUGCAGUCACCUGAUUCUGAGGAAGGGGAAGCUUAACUGUGCGGAGCAACCUGAUGUUCAGUAAAUUAUCGAAAUACUAGGAGUCAGGUGAUUUAGCACAAAUGUCUUAGCACUACUGUUUUAUUCAAAUUCAGGAUAUAAGUUGGAAAUUCCGUGUUCAAUUAUGAACUUUCGGUGGUUAUAGCAGUUAGUUGAAGUCUGAAUCACUUGUAUACGUUGUUUAUUCCCAUAAUGUUUCUUACCGUCCUGGUGGUAAUAUAUAGAACUGCCAUUCAUAUUAUGAGAGAUCUAUGAGAAGUCCUCUCUGUAGAUAUCAUACUUCAUAAGUUUUACUGAAUUUGAUGGCAUAAUUCUGCAAAAUUUAUGUUAAAAAGGGAACAACAAGGAGAAUUUUCAGAUAACUAUGGAAAUUUGUGAACUACCUACGAAGAAAUGAGUUCACUUCAGUCACUUGAUUAGUUCUCAUACUUCUUGUUGCGCAUGGUUGUUUGGAGUAUUUCGAACCUGUUUUGUCUGUGUCCGAUGAAUAUUCAAGCAGUGCUUUUGAAGGAGCUUGGUUAACUGGUGAUGCUUUAGACCUAAGAUCCAAUAUGAACCACUCAAAAUGUGGCAAAUUCAACUUCCCUGGUCUAUCUUUGAGUUCAUUCCUCGGUAAAUAUGACAAUGCUGAAAAUCCAGUUGCCACUUCGGCAAAUAAUUCUGAGUUAUCCUCAAAUGUAGCCAGUGACUCGAAUCCUCUGGAUGCGAAGUUUCCUGCUGGACAUCCUGCUAAAUUUCUACAAGCACUUUCUCAGUAUCCUGUUACCAAAACAUUCGCUCGCUAUCCGGAACAGAUUUCUUGUCUUUUAAAGCGUACUCCUAUUUUCCUAGUUGAAACACGUGCUCAUAACGCCCUUUGGCUUUCUCGAUUAAAAUCAACUACUGUCCACUGGUUUGCUAAUCGGAAUUCGCAAUCAGACAAGCCACCUCCGCGUGUAGUCCGUGGAUUAGAUAUGGGGAAUUUGAAAACUGUCAUUCCAAACUCUUUUAUCAACUGUCAGGUUGGUGAUAUCUGGUACUAUCAGCUUCAGGAAACUGAUAUUCUUUAUGACAUAAGUAAUUUUACGCGACCUGAAGAAGUGUUAUACAAAUGGUUUACAAAGGAUAUUGCUAGUUUAGAAUCAUUGAAGACUUCAUUUCUGUCGUCAGGAUCUUUGGAUAAAGAUGCACAAACAGCUGGAACGAAUAAGUUGAACGAAGAGUAUACCAGUAGUGCCAAGGAGUUGGAGAAACCUAUAUCUGAGUCGUCAGUUGCAUGUUGUAAGAAUUCAGGACUAUCCGUAAAGUCUGCAAACAAAACCACACCAUUCUGGGCACAAGUGAAUUUAUUUGCUACGCAACGUCGUCGUAGACGAGUCACGGUGGACCCACGACGUCGUCUUUCUGGUACGAAUAUUUUCCAAUGGGCUCAAAUAUAUGGUAAAACACUACCUCGCACUUCGUUUAUUGACAUCACUGCUAAUAUUACAAACUGUGGAAAUGAACUGGAUGAGUCUGGCGCACAAAAACGAACUAAACAUGGGUCACAACCGCAGUCUGAAAAUGAGCGACCGAAACGACAAUGUGAUAAUCCCAAUGAGAAUUGUCAUCAAGUAAUGAGGUUAACGUGUAAACGGGUUUCUUGUGAAAAUUCAACUAAUGACGAUAAAAAUUUAUCAAAUUGUAUAGUUAGCACCAUAAACAUUGAUCAGCUGUCUGAAUCCUCAAUAAGUGAAGAAGCGACAUCUGUACCGCCCCUGACAUCAGUACCACCAACCUCCACUGCGGAUGCAAUUACUGAUACUACCAUGAAAUAUGCUGUUGACACGAACCAAGAAUCACCACAUCCAGCAGUGGAUAGUACCUUAUUAGACGAGGCGAAGAACUCUACAACUGAUGUAACCUUACCAUUGGUUCAUGCAAGUGCUGAAGAUGAUGAUGAUGUCGAAAGAGAUCAGCGGACGAAGAAAUUGAAUUCGUCAAAAGGCUCAAAACACACAUCUGCUCUUCGUCAGCUAAUUCGAUCUAUUCAAAAAGAAUCCGCUCGCCAGUUCAAACCUGGUGACUGGGUACCUGUACGAAUAUACGCAACUAAUUCAGUGUAUGAUAUCAAAUGGAUUGAUGGAUCCGUAUCAAAAGGUCUUACGUGUGAUAAGAUUGUAGCAUUUGGCGGAUAUUCAGAACAUUAUAUAUUCCCUGGGUAUUUAGUUUCUUUGAAGAAUGACAAAAGCUACUGUUCACAACCGAUCCCAGUGAAUUCACCUGCAAGUGAACCAUCAGUACCAACCGAAACCAUGGAGAAAUUAGGUGUUCCGUCUAGGAUUAUCGAUCCGACUUGCAGUCACCCACGUGACCUUGGCAUAGCUCUUUCAUACAAUGCUAAGGAUCGAACGUGUCUUGUUCAGUGGUUUACUAUAGGGGCUAAUAAAACGGGUCCCAAGUCAUUGAUUCCCCUCAGUUCUCCUGAAGAAAUCAGUGUUUACGAAAUUGCUAAAUCUGGAGAAUAUCAAACACAUUAUGGAGAUAUUGUGCUAAUUAAAUCUGAAGGUGAUGAUGAUUAUUCGAUUUAUCCAGCUGGUUUCCUAGAAGAUAUUAUUCCAGAAUCCGGGACGUUACUAGUUCGCUGGAUUGAUGGCACGUCAAGUGAAGUUUAUCGUACAGACUGUUGGCAAGCAAUUGAGUCUGAAGAUGAUUCUACAGACGAAGAGGAUUCGAUUGACUCCGAUUUCAGCGAUUCAGAUUUUGACGUGGAAGAAAAGUGGGAGUCAUAUUCUACUUCUUCAUACUCCGAUUCUUCUGAGCUUUCUUCCUCUUCUGACGAUACUGAUAGCGUUGUUGUACAGUUGGUGCAGCUGACAUAUGAGGAAGAUUUGCAUCCAGUCGCAGCCAAACUACUGCUCGCCAGCCAACAUAUUACAUCUGCUCAGAGGCUGUUCUCUGACCGUUUCACUUUUGUUUUAUGGUUGAUGCGAUGUUUUGCUACGAUUCCAGGUGUUGCAGAUGAUAUUCUGGAACAGAUAUAUUCGACUCUGCGUAGUGCAGCUCUGGUAGAUCCCGAAGAAGUUAGUGCUAUCAAUUUGGACUGCUCUCUGCUUGAAUUAACGAAUGUUCAAGGCGGUGAUUCAGUCAAAACCCCCAGUAAAACAUUUUCAUUAUCUGAAAAAGAAACUGCAUGGAGUCAUGUUGAUGAAGUUGAGGCUGUAUCAUCCGUAGAAAUGCUUAACACAGGACGGUCGCUACUCCAUAAAGCUUUUCAACAGAUUACUGACUAUAGAAUACAAAAAAUGUUUCGUCAGUGUGAUUUCCGUUCAAAUGUAUUUGAGAAGCAUAUUGGAGAAAUUUUGCGUUUAUUUGAGUCUUUUCCACUGUCUACAACUUCAUCGGAACUGAAUACUAACAUUACUGAUUCAAAUAAACUGAUAAAGGAAGAAGGUCACACUCGCACUCAAGCACCAAACCCUAUAUAUCGAAAUCCUUUGAAUCAUUGUACUUCUGAUCUUGUGGAAUCCUUCAGUAGAAAUGUAGGUUCGAAGACUAAUUGCAAUAUGGUAGUCAAUGCUACAAUAAUAAUUAAAUUAGCCAAAUUUCUACAUGCAUUACAAAAGAAUAUUUUAGAACAACUUAGUGAUUUAAACAAUCAAAUUGUAGCAUGGCUACAUGAAUGUGCUCCACAGUGCCUACUUCAAACAGAUUCAAAUGAUUACAUUCCUGUGACGAAAAGCGAUGAUGAACGAACUGCUAAUAUUCCUGAUUCAAUUGACAGUUGUAAAACGGAGACUAAAGGUGAUAGUAACCAUGCAAACGGCGCAGAGAACGGUAGUUCAGAAUAUGAGGCAAAUAUAAUGUCAUCACCUAGUCUUAUCAUUUCUAAUUCAUCAAAUGAAGUGAAAGAGGAUUCCGUUAUUAUGGAUGCUUCAUCUGAAAAUGUUGAUCAAAAUAUCCUUGAACGUUCAGUCUCAGAGAUUGAGUGUAAACCAAAUGAGACGCUGUCUUCUAACUUUCCGAUGACACCAGUCCUGUGUACUGCAUCCGUUGAGUCACUUCCAAGUGGACAAGGAGGUCAGUUCAUAAUGGAACCGAUGGCUCCUUCCACUCAUCGAUUUUUCAAAUCAAGUCAGAAAAAUCUACCUAGCGCAUUCCAUAAAGCUUUAAAAACGACACCAGUGACAUCUUGUAUUCAUAAUGGAAAAUCUAAGUGUUUACUUUUACGCUAUUUUUGCUACUUUAUGCAGAUUUCUUUAUUAUCCACGAUACUUCCGAAUGAUAUCAUCAUCAAAGCUUUUGAGGAUCGUAUUGAUCUUUAUUCCAUAAUGAUUAUUGGAGCUUCAGGUACACCUUAUGAACAUUGUUUAUUCUUCUUUGAUAUUGGUCUCCCAUCGAGUUAUCCAACAACUCCACCACAGGUUCACUAUUACAGCUUUGGCAACGAGAGAGUCAACCCGAAUCUGUAUAUCAAUGGGCAUAUCUGUCUAUCCCUGUUGGGAACAUGGAGUGGUCAAGGGACUGAGAAUUGGAGUGCAGAAACCUCUAAUCUGCUUCAAUUACUCAUUUCGAUUCAAGGGCUAAUUCUCAACUCUGAACCAUAUUUUAACGAAGCUGGCUACGAAGAACAACGUUCAAAUCCGGCAUUUCAAGAACAAAGUCGUAUUUAUAACGAGGCUGUAGUAGCUCUCAAUUUACAGUCGAUGAUCAGUAUUUUACAAAAUCCUUUUCCGAUUUUCCGAAAGGAAAUUAUUAAACACUGUGUAGAUAAAUAUAAGGAGUAAGUAACGUCUCUAUAGAUUUGAUUUAAUUUCUGCUUUAUCAGUUUGUCAAACUAAUUCAUGUAUCUCUUAAAUUGAUGGGGCAUUUUUGUCAGCAGAGGAUGGAACUAAUGGUUUUUUGAGUAACGUUUUAUGGUAUUAAAAUUCACAAAAAGAGGAUGUUAUGUCGUAAGGAACGAACGAAUAAAAGAACAGAAAUGCUCAUGUUUUUUUUCGAAGGAUGAGGAUUUAGUACAGAUAUGCUACUGUGAAUCAUUUUCAGACAACAUUAAACUUCUAUUUCUUAGUCUGAGUGUGACGAACUGUCGAGUGCUCUGUAGUACUACUGUCUUGUUCCCCGACUUUGCAUUUUACCACCCAACAUUGUUCGUAACUAUUAUCAAAACUAACACUUACUUCAUUUUCUAGCUGUUUUAAUCUGUCAUGUUGAAUAAAUCAGUUUGAAUGACAGUUUACAAAUCACACAUUUCAGAAAAGGUGUUUCAAAGAUACUAUCAGUUAUGCCGUUUUUCUAAACGACUUAGUCUUUCGUAGGAGAAUUACUAGCCUUUAGACAACCCAGUCAGUUCAAACUGAAUUCUAUCGGUGUGCACCUGCAUACUUCUUUGAAAAUCAAGAAAACAUAUUUGAUUUCGUUUUUUUCCAUUCUGGUAUAGGUUUCAGACUUUGGAAGCUCCUAUGUACAGUUGUCUAUGCAAUUGUAUGAGGUACAAGGUGAUAUUCUCUUGGCUCUAAUCGUUAUUCAUGGUUACGAAGCAAGUAGUCAAUGAUUUCUUAGUAACGAGGUUUUUGAGGGUAUUUUUAGACCUAAUUAGGCCGUUAUUCAUUCAGUGAAGCUUACUGCUGUAAACAACGGGAAGAGCAUAGAGAUAUAUUAUGAGGCAAACACUACCUCAGAACAGAAAGCAAAGUCAGUUUUGAAUUAGAUGCUAAUA
Messenger RNA from Heterobilharzia americana, 6609 nucleotides. NCBI's taxonomy places the organism in Eukaryota, Metazoa, Platyhelminthes, Trematoda, Strigeidida, Schistosomatidae. The record is from the annotation of a GenBank genome assembly.